UUAGGCCUAAACGGAAGUAUGGGCCCCUGUAUAAUUGAGUAGUAGACCCCGCCCCGGCCUCUUUCCGCUCUGAGCUCCGACCGGCUAGGACCUAGGCGAGCAGACACGAUGGCAGAUUGGGAAAAUGCUCCUGUCGGGGCCGAGUCCCCUGAAAUUAAACUGUUCGGGAAAUGGAGUACCGAUGAUGUCCAGAUCAAUGACAUCUCACUGCAGGAUUACAUUGCCGUUAAGGAGAAGUAUGCCAAGUACCUUCCACACAGCGGAGGUCGUUAUGCCGCCAAACGCUUCCGUAAGGCCCAGUGCCCCAUUGUGGAGCGUCUGACAAACUCCCUCAUGAUGCACGGCAGGAACAACGGCAAGAAGCUGAUGACGGUCAGGAUUACCAAGCACGCCUUUGAGAUCAUCCACCUGCUGACCGGGGAGAACCCUCUGCAAGUGUUGGUGAACGCCAUCAUUAACAGCGGUCCCCGUGAAGACUCCACCCGUAUCGGUAGAGCCGGAACAGUGAGGCGACAGGCUGUGGACGUGUCCCCACUGCGAAGAGUCAACCAGGCUAUCUGGCUCUUGUGCACCGGUGCUCGUGAAGCUGCCUUCAGGAACAUUAAGACCAUUGCAGAAUGUGUCGCUGAUGAGCUCAUCAAUGCAGCCAAGGGCUCCUCUAACUCCUACGCCAUCAAGAAGAAAGAUGAACUGGAGAGAGUUGCCAAGUCCAACCGUUAAGUUGUCAAGUCUCAUGUUGCAAAUCCUAGAAUAAAAACUAAAAUGUUGUCACCCA
Messenger RNA from Nanorana parkeri, 775 nucleotides. It is a transcript of the gene RPS5, whose product is annotated as ribosomal protein S5. Gene Ontology annotation, biological process: ribosomal small subunit assembly; translation. The transcript is spliced from 6 exons. The record is from RefSeq and is a predicted model, not a curated record. Gene Ontology annotation, cellular component: ribosome; cytosolic small ribosomal subunit. NCBI's taxonomy places the organism in Eukaryota, Metazoa, Chordata, Amphibia, Anura, Dicroglossidae. Gene Ontology annotation, molecular function: mRNA binding; structural constituent of ribosome; rRNA binding. The coding region runs from base 109 to 720 and encodes 203 amino acids.